UAAGACAUUGGAACACUUGAUCAAGUUGUUGACAGGAAGGUUUGCCGUUUGGGAAAAUGCGAAAAAGACACAAAAUAUGGACAAAAUGAGAAAUUUAGAAGUAGUCUCAUUUGUAAUUUUAUUCUUUUUCCCAUUUGUGACACAUUGUGAUGAACAGGAGUGCUACAAUGGCACAUGCAAGUCGGAAUACGUUCCCCAUGGACCUUUGGUUCACUGUAAAUACUUACCAAUGGAAUUUCUUAACUGUUCAGAGCCUCUUGACUUGAAUGGGAAUGAUACAAGACAGAAAGAGCUUGGACAUGGAUGUUUAAAGUAUGGAGGACAGAGACAUGAGGACAUUGAGUACACAGGUGUGGUGUGUUCAGUUCUACAGGGAAUCGCUUGUUACGGAAACAGAACUUUCAUAAAGGAGGGGUUUCCUUGCAUCAAAUACAAUGGACACUAUUUUGUGACCACCCUUAUCUAUUCAGUGCUACUGGGAUUUCUGGGUAUGGACAGAUUCUGUCUGGGACACACAGGCACAGCAGUGGGUAAAUUACUGACUCUGGGAGGAGUGGGAAUCUGGUGGAUUGUGGACAUUGUCCUCCUGGUCAAUGGGAUGUUGACCCCUGAUGACGGCAGUAACUGGGUCCCUUAUUAUUGAGUCAUUAAUUAAUUAUAAAACACGAUCUCAUAUUGCACCAGCAUAUUGUAAUUAUUCAUAUAUAUAGUGGAAGAUAUUUUAUUAUUUAAAUAAUUCUUGUAAAUGUAUAUGAGUAGAUUUUUUUUUUUACAUUUAUGAAGUCGUAGUAUGGCACAAAGAAGAAAAAGCAAUUGCUCAAUGUACCUAUUCUGAGGCUUGUAUUUGACAUAAAUAUAUUUAUUGAAGGUUUGCAAAACCUAUUAUUAUACCUUGUUAUAAUUAUUCUAUACAACAUGUUAUCUGAUUGGUUCUAGAUUAUCACAUGACAGGGCCAUAAAACUUCACAUUUCCCUGUCGUUGUCAUGCUUUUCAUCAUAUUCAACCUCUUAGGAGACCUGGUACAUUUUCCCACAAUAGUUAUCGUUCGUUGAACGAAAACUCCCGAUAAUAGUUAAGACGUCACAAUAGCCUGGUUCACGUCAUAAAGUUGCUGAUGGACUUCUAUAAAUGGUUUCAGUAACACUACUUUAAAAUUGAAAGUGAAUUUAAGAGCCGUGCCGAAUUUGAAAGUUUUUGUUUAUUUUAAAGUUUUUGCUUGUUUUGGUAUAAUAAACAAAAUAUUGCAUGAAUGUUUGGGAAACAUGAAGAUUUAUUCAGCCAAGAAAUAUAUUCCUCUUGGGCGAAGCCCUCGGGGAAUAUGAUUUUACCUGGCUGAAUAAAUCUUCAUAUUUCCCUCACGAUCAUGCAAUAAAUGUAUAAUGUGUCAUAAAUUCUAGUUAAGAACUUAAUUCUUGUUCUGUAUUUCAAGCUCAAUGAUAUUGACUUUUGUGAUUUAUUAUCUAACACAGCAGUAUAUCAUGUUGAUGUAUUGAGCAAGUAUUCUCGAUCCUGUUUUAAUGUACAUGUUGUCUUGCUGCUUGGGGGGAUUCUGAAGUACAUGUAAUUAUGUUACAGUUAGAAGAAAUAUUGUCCAUUGAAAUAUUAGAAUCAUUCAAAUUACUCAUUUUGAAAAACUCACAUUUUGUAUAGAAAAAAAUACAUCUUUUAGCAAACAAAUGUUGCAUUGAUAUUGGUGCAAAAAAUGCUGGACAGAUUACAGAUGUCCAAUUAUGAGCAAUUAAAUGCAGCAAUAAUAGCCAAAUUCGGAAUUCCUGUAUUUGUACUAAUUGUAGUAUGUGGUACAUGUGUAUGAAUUUAAUUUCAAUUUAAAUCAUUAAAAACACAAUCCCAGAAAUAAUUUCAAAUUAGUUUAUUUGAUUUGUUGUCUUUUGUUAUUUACAUAUAUUUUCUACAGUUGUUUACAAGCACUGUACCAAAAAAUACUAAUGAAAGAAUAA
Messenger RNA from Saccostrea echinata, 1959 nucleotides. RefSeq names its product TM2 domain-containing protein CG11103-like. The transcript has 4 exons. Lineage: Eukaryota; Metazoa; Mollusca; Bivalvia; Ostreida; Ostreidae. The record is from RefSeq and is a predicted model, not a curated record. Bases 77 to 643 code for a protein of 188 amino acids.